AUGAUCUUUACCCUAACCUUGGAAGUUGUGAAUGCACGCUGCGGCCUCUAUCGGCGCCUUGGGGUUUGGUGGCCCUACAAGCGGGAACCUGGGGAUUAUCUUCUGCCUAGCCGAGCUGCCGGUGUUAAGUGCGUGCGCUUGUUCGGGGGGCCGAAAGAAAUUAAUAUAUUUGAUUAUAGACGGACCCCCCAAAUAACCAAGCCCCAGAAGAAUAGUUCUGAGAUAUGUAUUCUGGGUUUUGCUUCUAUGGAAACUUGGAUGGGCAUAAGGGGUCCAAUAUGGGUCUGUAAAAGAUGGAAAAAUAAAGGUAGAAAUUAUAUACCGCUACGCCCAUCUGGGGUUAGCGCCAUUUUCAGUUCAUCGUUGCGGACGUUUCCAUGGCGGAAAUGUUGUAUUUCUCGAGUUGCUGUGAAUUCAAGCUUUGGAUGA
Messenger RNA from Trypanosoma theileri, 429 nucleotides. RefSeq lists its product as uncharacterized. The record is from RefSeq and is a predicted model, not a curated record. The coding region runs from base 1 to 429 and encodes 142 amino acids. NCBI's taxonomy places the organism in Eukaryota, Euglenozoa, Kinetoplastea, Trypanosomatida, Trypanosomatidae. The transcript has a single exon.